This is a messenger RNA of Quercus robur (English oak), 1094 nucleotides long. RefSeq names its product (-)-germacrene D synthase-like. Gene Ontology annotation, molecular function: magnesium ion binding; terpene synthase activity. Gene Ontology annotation, biological process: diterpenoid biosynthetic process. NCBI's taxonomy places the organism in Eukaryota, Viridiplantae, Streptophyta, Magnoliopsida, Fagales, Fagaceae. The record is from RefSeq and is a predicted model, not a curated record. The coding region runs from base 69 to 1079 and encodes 336 amino acids. The transcript is spliced from 4 exons.
ACAAACAGCAUACAAAAAGUCUUAAACCAGUUGCACCAUUUCUACACUAAGUUCUCCCACCUUCGAAAAUGUCUCUUCAAGUUUCCGCAGUCCCUGCUCAAACCAAGAAUCCAAAUUCUAAUAAAAAACGUCCCUUGGUGAAUUAUAGUCCUAGCUUAUGGGGAGACCAUUUCCUCUCUUAUGCUAAUGACGCCAUGGAAACCAAUGACAACUUGGAGCAAAUUCAGAGGUUGAAGGAAGAAGUGGGGAAGUUGCUAAUGGAUCCCAUCGAUAAGCCUUCACAAAAGUUGGAGUUAAUUGAUGCAAUCCAACGCUUGGGCGUGUCGUACCAUUUUGAAAGUGAAAUUGACGAAAUAUUACAACAAAUUUACAAAGAUAAUCAUAAUGAGGUUGGUCAGGAAGACAAUGGUAGUCUUUGCACUAUUGCUCUUCGUUUUCGAUUACUAAGACAACAAGGUUAUAACAUUCCAAGUGAUAUCUUCAACAAAUUCAAAGACAACAAGGGGAACUUCAAGGAAUCACUUACUCAUGAUGUGCAGGGAAUGUUACACUUGUAUGAAGCUACGCAUAUGAGGGUGCAUGGAGAAGAUAUACUUGAUGAAGCACUUAAGUUUACUACUACUUACCUUAAGUCAGUGGUGACUAAUUUAAACCCUACUCUUGCAACACAAGUAAAUCGUGCCUUAAAGCGACCUAUUCGAAAGUGCUUGCAAAGGGUAGAGGCAAGGCAUUACUUCUCUACCUACAACGAAAAUGCUUCACAUAAUGAAGUUCUACUAAAAUUUGCAAAGCUAGAUUUUAACAUAUUACAAAAACAACACCAAAAGGAACUUAGUCAUAUCUCAAGGUGGUGGAAAGAUUUGGAUUUUGCAAAUAAACUAUCUUUUGCACGAGAUAGAGUGGUGGAGUGCUACUUCUGGAUUUUGGGGGUGUACUUUGAACCCCAAUACUCAAUUGCUAGGAAGAUACUAACCAAAAUAAUUUGUAUGGCAUCAACCAUAGAUGACAUAUAUGAUGCAUAUGGUACUUAUGAAGAACUUGAGCUCUUCACAGAUGCGAUUAAAAGGUUUAUAGCGUAGGCAUAUGACCUAACA